CCCGUGAAUCUGCUAUAGGCUCCAGGCAAUUGUCUGUGGAAGGGGCGGGAGGGCCAUACAUGAUUGAGGUCAUGCGCAUCUAGCCAAUUUGUAAGACGAUCCUGCCGCUCCAAGCCAUCAGCAAUCCUUAGCAUAGGGGCACACUCAUGCAUUCCUGUCAAGUCAUCUUGUGAAAGGCUGCCUGCUUCCAGCUUGGCUUGGAUGUGCAACCUUAAUAAAACUCACUGAGGUCUGGGAGAAAAUAGCAGAUCUGCAGCAGAUAGAGUAGAGGAAAGGGUCUAGAAUAUGUACACGCAGCUGACUCAGGCAGGCUCCACGCUGAACUGUUACACAGAGAGGAAACAAUAAAUCUCAGCUACUAUGCAAUAAAUAUCUCAAGUUUUAACUAAGGAAACUAUCAUUACAGUGAAAUAAAAAAUAACAUUUUAGAACAAAGCUAACAAAUGGCUAGUUUUCUGUGAUUCUUCUUCAAAAGCUUUCUUUGAGGGGGAAAAAGUCAAACAAACAAGCAGUUUUACCUGAAAUAAAGAACUAGUUUAAAGGUCAGAAGAAAGGAGCAAGUUUUGCGAGAGGCACGGAAAGAGAGUGCUGGCAGUACAAUGACAGUUUUCCUUUCCUUUGCUUUCCUCGCUGCCAUUCUGACUCACUUAGGGUGCAGCAACCAGCGCCGAAGUCCAGAAAACGGUGGGAGAAGAUAUAACCGGAUUCAACACGGGCAAUGUGCCUAUACUUUCAUUCUUCCAGAACACGACGGGAACUGUCGUGAGAGUACGACAGACCAGUACAACACAAACGCUCUGCAGAGAGAUGCUCCACACGUGGAACCGGAUUUCUCUUCCCAGAAACUUCAACAUCUGGAGCAUGUGAUGGAAAAUUAUACUCAGUGGCUGCAAAAAAUUGAGAAUUACAUUGUGGAAAAUAUGAAGUCGGAGAUGGCCCAGAUACAGCAGAAUGCAGUUCAGAACCACACGGCCACUAUGCUCGAGAUAGGAACCAGCCUCCUCUCUCAGACGGCAGAGCAGACCAGGAAGCUGACAGAUGUUGAGACCCAGGUACUAAAUCAAACUUCUCGACUUGAAAUACAACUGCUGGAGAAUUCAUUAUCAACAUACAAACUAGAGAAGCAACUUCUUCAACAGACAAAUGAAAUCCUAAAGAUUCAUGAGAAAAACAGUUUAUUAGAACAUAAAAUCUUAGAAAUGGAAGGAAAGCACAAGGAAGAGUUGGAUACCUUAAAGGAAGAGAAAGAGAAUCUUCGAGGCUUGGUUACUCGUCAAACAUAUAUAAUCCAGGAACUGGAGAAACAAUUGAGCAGAGCCACCACCAACAACAGUGUCCUUCAGAAGCAGCAGUUGGAGCUGAUGGACACAGUGCAUAACCUUGUCAACCUGUGCACUAAAGAAGGUGUUUUACUAAAGGGAGGAAAAAAAGAGGAAGAGAAACCAUUUAGAGACUGUGCAGAUGUAUAUCAAGCUGGUUUUAAUAAAAGUGGAAUCUACACUAUUUAUAUUAAUAAUAUGCCAGAACCCAAAAAGGUGUUUUGCAACAUGGAUCUUAAUGGAGGAGGUUGGACUGUAAUACAACAUCGUGAAGAUGGAAGUCUGGAUUUCCAAAGAGGUUGGAAAGAAUAUAAAAUGGGUUUUGGAAAUCCCUCUGGUGAAUAUUGGCUGGGGAAUGAAUUUAUUUUUGCUAUAACCAGUCAGAGGCAGUACACACUAAGAAUCGAGUUAAUGGACUGGGAAGGAAACCGAGCCUAUUCCCAGUACGACAGAUUCCACAUAGGAAAUGAAAAGCAAAACUACAGGUUGUAUUUAAAGGGUCACACUGGGACAGCAGGAAAACAGAGCAGCCUGAUCUUACACGGUGCUGAUUUCAGCACUAAAGAUGCUGAUAAUGACAACUGUAUGUGCAAAUGUGCCCUCAUGCUAACGGGAGGCUGGUGGUUUGAUGCUUGUGGCCCAUCCAAUCUGAAUGGAAUGUUUUAUACAGCGGGACAAAACCAUGGAAAACUGAAUGGCAUAAAGUGGCAUUACUUCAAAGGGCCCAGUUACUCCUUACGUUCCACAACCAUGAUGAUUCGACCUUUAGACUUUUGAAGGCACAAUGUCAGAAGCAAUUAUAAAAGCAACAAAGAAAUCUGGAGAAGCUACCAGAUGAGAAACUGCUUGAAAACUUCUGAAGCAAACAAUAUUGUUUCCCUUCCAGCAACAAGUGGCAGUUAUGUGAAGUCAUCAAGGUUCUUGACUGUGGAUUGGGAGCCUUUUGCGUUCACAAAAGUCUCUACUUGGGGUUACCAUGUUCAUAUAUCUUAACUAUAGAGAAAGCCACUCACUGUCAUGCUGUAAAAAGGGAAGAAAUUGCUCAGCUCGCUGUGCUUCAAACUACUACUGGAUCUUAUUUUGGAACUAUGGUAGCCAGAUGAUAAAUAUGGUUUGUUUCAUGUAAAACAGAAGAAAAAGAAGAAAAUGAACAAUAACAACAAAAAAGAAUAUACAUAAAGAAUAGCAACAGACCUGCCAUAAUCCUUUGGAAAGGGUGUAUUACACCAGUGAAAUGGUGUUACUUCUAUGCAAACCUGCUAACAGUAAGUUUAUACUGUUGCACAAUUUUAAUAAAAGUUCAGGAAGAACAGCAUUGCCCUCUGAAUUGGUUAAAUGUUAAUGGAUUUCGGAAGCCUAAUUCCUAAAUCAUACUUACUAGUUGAUUUCAGUUAACUCAUCUUCAAAUGUAAAUUUCAUUUUGGAAACCAUAAAGAAUUUUAGUGCAUGAAGAACAACGUGUGAGGUAGAAACAUGCUCCAUUACUCUUUGAUUUUUUGAUACAGUUUUCAGAAAAAAAUGGACAUAAUCAAGUAUGGACAUACGAGGUGAAAAAUUAUCCCCCAUGCUACAGUUUUCAUUUACUUUAAAAACUGACUGACUGAGAUAUAAAUAUAUUUAUAGCCUGAGUAAAGUUUAAAGAAUGUGAAAUAUAUCAUCAAGCUCUUAAAAUAAUAUACAUGCAUUUAAUAUUUUCUGUGAUAUUAUACAUGAAAGCAGUGUUUUAGAGUGUAUUAAGUUGAAGUAAAACCAAGUAAACUGGAACAGUUUAUCUUACAGUAUCUUCUUGUAUGUGUACACUUAAGUGUAACUUCAUUAUUUUAAAAAUAAUGAUUUUCAAUUCUUCACUUUAUUUCAUGCUAAUUUAAUUUUUGCUAAUUAACUGAAACAUGCUUUCCAGAUUCACCCUGUUCCAGUUUCUGUAAAAGAUACACUUUGAAGUCUAUGAAAAAUAAAAAAAGAAUUAUAAAUACCAUUGUACAUAGUAUGUUUAUAUCCGUGGUAAACCUAAUAGCUGUUUAAUCUGGAAUAUUCAAUGUUGUCCUUAAUUGAUGCAAAUAAACACAAGUUUUCAAAGAAAUCUACUAUACCACUUAUUUCUUUAUAUUUUUCUCCUUCAGCCUCUGUUUUUCUUAGGCAGUUUCUGAUUUUUAAAAAUUAUUAUUCAUGGAGAAAAUUGGCAAAACUCUGUAUUAUACAUAAGGGAAACACACAAAAAAAGAAAAUUAAUCAGUCAUCUGACUAAGAAAAUUCUAUUAGGUGCUAUAAAUCUCUUAAUGAAAAUAUUCCUAUGGGAUAAUCUAUUUUAAGUGAAUUUGGGGGCACAGAUUUUUAUGGCAAUUUGAAGUUACUACAAUAUUUUAUCAAGAAGUACUUUCUGCCUCUAAGUGUUCAAGGUUACAAUAGUGAACAGUUUUUAUCAAAAUAUGAGUUACUAUGAGAUAAGAAAAUUGAAAGGCAUAUUGGCUCUCCUUUCUUAAAAAAAUAGGUUUUUUUUCAAGGCAACAAUACCAGUUUCAGACCUGGUGACUUGAUCUAUUAUGCCUUUGUGGCUUUCCUCCAUUUGAGAGAAAAAUCUAUUUACAUUUUUAAGAAAGUAUUUUCUAAAGUUUACCAUCAAGUCUUUAUAUUUAUGCAUCUGUGUGUAACCCCAUUUUGCCUUAUAAGUGAUAUUUACAGGUAUUCUACAGUUUUUCUAUCCUUGGCGACUCCUUCAUAGCACUGUUUAGCCUCGCCCUCUAAAAACCUUGCUUGUUUUCAUUUAAGUGAAUGGAAGUGAGUGUUUUGCUCUUUUGUGUUCCUACAGAUUAUUUUUUACCAGUAUUUUGAUAAAUAAUACUAUUUCCCAAUGCAUAUUACAAAAAUAAAAUGAAAUAAUGAAAAAAAAGAAAGCAUGAUAUUUACUGUUUUGUUAUCUGGGUUUGAAAAAUGAAGUUGUUUCCAAUUAUUUAUAAUAAAACAAUAUAAAAUGUUUUAUGACUCCAUUAUGUGCAUUGUGUGAUGCCUACAUGUUUGUGGCCACUUAACAUGUAUAUCCAUUGCAUUUAAUUAUUUCAGGAUAAGAUAAAUAUUAGGAUUUUGUCUUUAAAUUUUUAUUUCAGUAAAAUUCAUGUGGCUUUUAUGCAAAUUUCUUCACAUCCAUCACAGCUUUAUUUGAUAGUAAUAAAAUUGAAAAUAAU
This is a messenger RNA of Ceratotherium simum simum (southern white rhinoceros), 4498 nucleotides long. It is a transcript of the gene ANGPT1, whose product is annotated as angiopoietin 1. Gene Ontology annotation, biological process: blood coagulation. The record is from RefSeq and is a predicted model, not a curated record. NCBI's taxonomy places the organism in Eukaryota, Metazoa, Chordata, Mammalia, Perissodactyla, Rhinocerotidae.